AUGUCAUUAGCUGUCACUUCACUGCGAGAACUGGCUCAAAUUCAACAUUACUAUGGAUUCCGAUACGUUCUCAACCCAAGCGUACAUGAACAAAUCUUUGACAAGCUCAAACUGUCGAAGACAUACCCAAAACUAGAUAAACUUAAAGUAUUGGAUCUGUAUCCUGGUCCAGCACAGCAUUCUGCCAUAUUUAAUAAUCGUUAUAGACCCGCUCAGCAUGUGCUGAUGGACAUGCGGCCAGACUUCGUGAAGCACAUUUCUGGGCUACUCGAGCAAGACAAGACCGAUAAACCGGCCAUGCAGCUUUAUCGGCACGAUCCAUACGAUUGGAAGUCAUACACCGAUUUGACAGAUGCGGACAAAAUAUUGGUUCCGCCUCGCAAGGGCCCGGAAGCCAUUCACGACGAGUUUCUCAUCAUGGCCAAUCUGACCGGAAUGAUCGGUGAGGGUCUCUUUAUGCAAUGGCUGGCCUGCAUUGGAAAUCGCAACUGGCUUCAGCGAUUCGGCAGGGUCAAGAUGCUGGUCUGGCUUCAAGAAUGCACCGCUGUCAAACUUUUGGCCAAGCCUGGAGACCACCUGCGAUCAAAAUGCUCCUUAGUGACCGAGGCGUUUACUGAUACCAAACUCGUGGCCACCAUGAGUAACAAAAAAACUGGAACAUCCAACUUUUCUGAGGAUCUUAUGGCCGAACACCAGCCGGUAAUGUUCAGCCCUCAAGACGUGUGGCUCCCAAGUGGCAAACCUUUGAGUCUCUUGGAAAUCAAUCCACGCGACCAUAGAAUUGACCUAGAUAAUUUCGACUACGUUACCAAGCACCUGCUCAUUUUGAAAAGUACACCAUUAUACGAGUCACUCGAUUCACUCGGCCAUGGCGGCAAAGAAUACUUCCGCCAAGUAAUCAAAGACCAGAAUCUUCUUGAGAAAUGCCCCAAGAACUUGACUCUGUCAGACUUUCUUUACUGUACUGAGCUUUUUGAUAAAUGGCCCUUCAAGCCCGAUAUCUAUUUGGACUUCAUCGACGUUUUUCAGGACAACGAUUAG
Messenger RNA from Lachancea meyersii CBS 8951, 1041 nucleotides. NCBI's taxonomy places the organism in Eukaryota, Fungi, Ascomycota, Saccharomycetes, Saccharomycetales, Saccharomycetaceae. The record is from the annotation of a GenBank genome assembly.